AUGGCCACCGCUGCGCCUCCGCGUCCAGCGCCAACCAUGCAAGAUUUGUUAAACAAACAAGCGCGGCUACGGGAUUACAUCGCCCACUCCGUUGAAAAUCAACGGAAACAGGGCCGAUCACGCGGCGGCCUAGUGUCACGUAUUGAUUUGACCGAUCGUUACUGGGAGCAGUUUAUGCAGAACGAUCGGGAGUUACGUCGCCUGGGCGAGAAGGCACUCGCUGACUCCGACUACGUGCGGAAGGACAUACUCGGGGGCGUCCAGGAAAUUUACCUCCAGCAGAGAGGCGAGCUGCUCGACAUGCAGGACGAGCUCGAGCGAGGUAUGACGGCUCGAUCUGUGGAGGUAACUCGCGAGACGCCGGGGGCCGCCGUGGCGACGAGCGUCGCGGCGCCCGGCGUGCAAUUGCCGCGCGUUCCAGUUCCGCGUUUCAGCGGCGCGUUCGGCGAGUGGCGCAGUUAUCAUGACUUGUUCGAAUUGCUUGUGCGCUCCAACGUGGCGUUGUCGGCAGUACAAAAGAUGCACUAUUUAAAACAAGGGUUAAGCGGAGAGCCGGAGAGGCUCAUUAGAAACUUCGGCGUGACGUCGGAGAACUUUGAGUCCGCGUGGCAAAAACUGUGCGAUCGUUAUAACAAUAAGAGACUGCUGGUGACCGCGCACCUGUCCGCCCUUGUCGACAUUGCUUCGGCGAAAACGGAAACCGCGACGGAAGUGCAGCGCGUCUUCGAUGGGGUCUCGGAAAUCCGCACAUUUUUGCAUCACCUCGGGCGCCCGGUGGAACGUUGGGACGACUGGCUCGUCUAUUUGACAGUCUCCAAGCUCGAUACCGCGACGAGGCGCGACUGGGAAAGACUCACGAAUACGGAACGUGAGCCGUUGCCGUGGAAUACGCUAAGCGAGUUCCUCGAAGGAAAGAUGCGCGAGCUGCACGCAUUUUCUCCGUCGCCGUCGACCUCCGCGUCGUCCACGCCGUCGGCUGCGGCAACGCCCAAGAGUGGAAAGACGUCUCGGGCGCGCGUGUUAAACGUCUCAAAAUCGAAGCCGCUCCCGGGUAAACUGUACAAGGAGACGCACUUUAUCCUGCACUGCCCAGAGUUCACGAAGAUGACAGUCGCUCAACGGAAGGCGAAGGUCAACGCGCAUCAAUUGUGUGGGAACUGCCUGUCCAGCUUCCACCUGGCGCGCGAUUGCACAUCCGCCAAGCGCUGUCAAGUGUGCCACGACGCGCAUCAUACCCUGCUGCAUGCAGAUAGUCCGGUCGGGUCCGACAACCAGCGGGCCGCGGAAGCGCAGACCGCGGCGCACGUGGCGUGGCAACCGCGUGCGAAAUCAGUGAUUUUGACGACUGCGCGAGUGCGACUGCAGGUCGAGUCCGGACGCUCGACCGUCGUGCGUGCCCUUGUCGACCAAGGGUCCGAACUCAACUUUAUCUCGGAAGCCGUGGCACAGCGGCUGCAAGUUACGCGUCGCCCGGUUCGCGUGCGCGUUACCGGGAUGGGCGAGACCGAGACCGCUCUCGCCCGCGCGGCGACAACCGUUGCGCUUCGCUUGCUGACGAAAGAUCCGUACGCGCGGCAACUCGACGCGCUCAUUCUGCCGCGCUUAACGUCUUACAGACCUCCGGUCUGUUUUCCGUCUACUCAGUGGAAGCACAUACAAGGACUCGAGCUCGCCGAUGACUUCACCAGCGCUACGGGGAUCGAAGCGGUUCUAGGCGCGGAAGUCUACGCGGACAUCCUCAUGGGCGACAUCCGCAAGGGCGAGAGGGGAUUGCCAGUGGCGCAGUCAACACAGCUCGGCUGGCUGCUGACGGGCACGGUCGCCGACGCGACCGCAUCGGAGCAGCUGAAUGGCUGCUCGCUUCACUGCCAAAAGGACGAGGUAGCGGAACAACUACGUCGAUUCUGGGAGGUCAAGGAGCUGCCGUCCGCGUCUCCUUGGAGCAAGGAGGAGACGGAAUGCGACGAGCAGUACACGGCCACGCAUCAGCGCGCGGCGGACGGCCGCUACAUCGUUCGGCUGCCAAGACGGGAGGCAACGGACGGCACUAAACUUGGCGACUCGAGAGCGGUAGCGCGAGCUUCCCUGCUACGUCUCGAGCGUCGCCUCGCACAAAGUUCCACCCUGCGAGAGGACUACACGCGGUUCCUCCGCGAUUAUGAGGCACGGGAGCACAUGACACGAGUCGGCGACGACGACGGCAAACGCGCGGCCGGCUACUUCAUGCCGCAUCAUCCCGUGUUCAAACCUACGCCGGACGGAUCCAAGGUCCGCGUGGUUUUCAACGCUUCGCAGCCCACGUCGACGGGAGUCUCCCUUAACGAUGUGCUGCAGGUGGGGCCACGACUCCAGCAGGAGCUGCGGGAGGUGCUGCUGCGUUGGAGGAUGCACAGAGUCGUCUUCGCGGCGGACAUCGAACAGAUGUUCCGCCAAAUCGCUGUACAUCCCGAAGAUCGGCCGCUGCAGCAGAUCCUCUGGCGCGAAGAUCCGGAGCAGCCUAUCGGGUGCUAUCGCCUCAACACGGUGACAUAUGGUACGGCGAGCGCACCGUACUUGGCGAUACGCACCCUGCUGCAGCUGGCGCACGACGAACAAGACCGCUUCCCGGAUGCCGCGGCUCUGCUGCGACGCGGCACCUACGUCGACGACGUGCUAGGUGGAGCGGACUCCCUGAAUGAGGCGAAAGUGUUACAGUCCGACCUAAGACAGCUGCUCAAGGCGGGCGGCUUCAAUCUCAGGAAGUGGGCUUCCAGCCGAGUGGAACUUCUGGAGGGCAUUGCCCACGAGGAUCGAGAGGCGAUGGUGGAACUCGACAAUCAUGAGCGGGCGACCAUAAUGCUGGGCGUACACUGGGUGCCGGAGUCGGACGUCUUUCGGUUUACCCAUCGUCCUCCGGUGCCACCCAGAAUCACCAAACGCGCCAUUCUCUCGGCAAUCGCGCGCCUCUUUGACCCGCUCGGUUGGUUGGCGCCGAUCGUAGUGGUCGCGAAGAUCUUGUUACAGGAACUCUGGCUACGAGGAGCGGAUUGGGACAAGGACGCCUCACCGGACAUGGAGACUCGGUGGCGGAGGUUCUGCGAGGAACUCCCUGCCGUGGCUGACCUUUCGGUGCCACGAUGGCUGGGCUGGUUUCACCAGGCGGAGCGCGUAAAACUCCACGGAUUCUGCGAUGCGUCGGAGCGGGCAUACGCUGCCGUCGCGUACUUGCGGAUCUUACGCCCGGGUGAACCGGCUACCGUGGGUCUGAUUCUGGCCAAAAGCAAGGUGGCGCCCGCGAAGAGGGUCACCUUGCCGAGACUCGAGCUGUGCGGAGCGCACCUACUGGCUAGACUCUUGGCGUCGGUGCGGGACUGCAUUCCGGUGACCUCAAUCCACGCCUGGACGGACGCGACGAUCGUGCUUGCAUGGCUGCGUGGACACCCCUCGAAGUGGCAAACCUACGUCGCCAACCGCGUCGCGGCCAUUCACGAGGCUAUCCCGGGAGCGGUUUGGCGCCACGUUCCGACGGAGGACAAUCCGGCGGACUGCGCGUCGCGGGGAUUAAUGCCGCGUGACCUAGGGAUGCAUCAAAUCUGGUGGAAUGGCCCGCGUUGGCUGACGCGACCCGUCGAGGAGUGGCCCGCGACUCCCUUGGACACCAGAGCCGAGCCGCCGGAGGAGCGCCGAGUUGUGCACAUCGCGGUCCAGACGGAGGAGGAGGACUUCCUCACCCGGUUCUCCACUUACGGUCGAGCAUUGCGUAGCGUGGCGUACGUGCUACGCUUCCUGCGCAAAUUCCGACCAGUCACCAGGGCUCUCGCGGCCUCGGAGCUCCGACCCGCGAGAGACACCCUGCUGCGCGUCGCGCAGCAGAGGCACUUUCCAGUCGAGCUGUCUCGGCUAAGGAGAGGUGCCGUUAUCAAUCAACGCAGCCCACUGACGCCGCUGCAGCCUCGACGAGGAUGGGUUGCUGCGCGUCGGUGGUCGGCUGCGACAUUCACGUCAGUUGCAGGAGGAGAACCAUUCAGUUAUACUGCCGAGAUUCGAUCGCCUUACAGAACUCUUGGUGAGGAACGCACAUCUGAGGGUUUACCACGGCGGGGUUCAGAUGAUCUUGGCGAACCUGCGGAGGAACUUCUGGAUACCGGCGGGUCGCAGCCUGGUCCGUGGCAUUCUUCAUCGCUGUGUUACGUGCGUGCGGCAUAG
This is a messenger RNA of Nylanderia fulva, 4185 nucleotides long. NCBI's taxonomy places the organism in Eukaryota, Metazoa, Arthropoda, Insecta, Hymenoptera, Formicidae. The record is from RefSeq and is a predicted model, not a curated record.